AUGCGUCUUGCUGUACGCCUGUUGCGUCCAGCAGCCAAUCAACAAAUCAAGAAUCCCAAGCUGUGGCAAGAUCCUGUGCUUGGUUACUUUGAAACUCACGGAAAGACCGAAUUUCUCCCUGGACAGGAGUAUAACUUGACGGAUGACGAGAAAAAGGCUGUUCUUUGGAGGUAUCGUGUAAAGGAGAUCCUCAAAAAGGAGUAUCUGCGUCGUGAGUACGACCCUCACAACUUCAAAUACAAGGAGGGAGUGGUGAUGGAUCCUGCCAUGUUUCGUUGGUAUUCGGCUGACAUGACUCAGGCUGAAUUCUUCCGAAUCACUCCAAGAUCAAUGUUCCUCUAUACCGGAGUUGUGCUUCUAAUAUUCUAUCUCUACACAAGGAUUGUCUUCAUACCCGUCGAUAAGUCGAACGAGGCCUGCUUGGACGGUGAUUUGUUGUGGUGGGAUCGUCAGAGAGGCCGCACUAUUACCACAUCAGGAUCAGGAAAAUUCGCGCCAGUGAUUGGAAUCGACUUUUAA
Messenger RNA from Haemonchus placei, 519 nucleotides. NCBI's taxonomy places the organism in Eukaryota, Metazoa, Nematoda, Chromadorea, Rhabditida, Trichostrongylidae. The record is from the annotation of a GenBank genome assembly.